AUGCCAAUGCACGACCUAGAUCGUAUCCUUGGAUUUUUCGUAUCAGGUAGUGUAGUCCUCGAAAAGUCAGGGAAGUUAUCGAUGGUGUCUACGUGUUCAACGAGUCCUCACUCGACGCCUGGGGACCCGCUCGGCAUCAAUUUUGAAAUCAUGAACAAGAUGUCCGCAUCACCGCUCAGCUCUCAUGAAAAUGACAAUAUGGCAAAUAUGCUUCACUCACAAUCACCCGGUCUCGAAUUAUCGAUUGGUGAGAUCACGGUCGCGUCAGCGGUCGCGAGUGAGAAAGCACGAAUGCGACAGCAAUCUGCCAUGCUUGACAAGGUGAGUUCAGUCGUAAAGCUGACUGCUCGGUGGCUAUAA
This is a messenger RNA of Cooperia oncophora, 360 nucleotides long. The record is from the annotation of a GenBank genome assembly. NCBI's taxonomy places the organism in Eukaryota, Metazoa, Nematoda, Chromadorea, Rhabditida, Trichostrongylidae.